CGGCACAGUGCAAGGGGCUGCACAGUGGGACAGGGCGGACAGUGCAACCCAUGGUGAAGGGGCCGAGUCCCUGCUCCCCGACCAGCUCAACAAAGCACAAAACUACCCCCUCUCUCUCCCAGGAAUAUCCUGCAGAGGGGAGAUGUAAGGACUGUGGUAGGGGUGUGGACAUGGUGCUGGCUGGCUACGACUGUGUGGUUGGGGCAUUCUUACUGCUGCACCUCGAAGCCUCCGUUUGUUCAGAGAUGGUGAAGCCGUUUGCUUUGAUCAACGGGCGCCCGCGGCCGGUGGUGACGCUGGAGGAGAACGCUCCCCGUGAGUUCACCUGUCGCAUGGAGGGCUGGAAGUCGGUGCCCGUUGUCACCUGGUACCUGAAUGGCAAGAGGCAGCAGAGUAACCAGACAGUGCUGGUGCCCAGCGCCAGUGAGAGCAGCAACAGCAGCUUCAGCACCUUCGUCAUCACCACCCGUCGCAAGGACAAGGAGCUCAACUGCUCCGCCACUGACCCGGUCAACGGCAAGACUCAGAACGCCAGUGUCAUCCUCAACGUGCAAUUUAAACCUGAGGUUGUCCGCAUGGAUGCUGAGUACAAGGAGCACAAUGACUCGGGGCUGUUCCUGGCGCUGUUUGUCCUGGUCCGUGCAAACCCUCCUGCAACAAUCACCUGGGUGGAUGAGAGUGGCACGGUGAUUGUCAACACCUCCAACUUCAUGAUCUUGGACACCAAGAGUUACCCAUGGUUGACCAAUCACACGGUGCAUGUGCAGCUAACCAGCCUGGCGAAGAACUACUCCUUCACCGCCGGCAACCAGUUUGGUGUCACCAACUCUUCCAUUGGCUUUCAUGGGUUUCUCCAUGCUAGUGUGGAAGUGCCCAUGUUGGUCAUUCUCCUCGGCGGAGGCCUGGGCUUCCUGGCCAUCCUGCUCCUGAACGUCAUGGUGCUGUGUAUCAUCUACCGCAGGAAGGAGAGCGCAGAUGUAAAACCCGGCAGUGACUCAGUGGUUCACAGCGACUCAAUGAAUGUUAAAUGUGAUGAAGCACACAUUCCCAGAGAGAGCAUCUCGCUCCAGUCCAACCUCCACCUGGGUCAUAAUCAGGAUGUUCACGCCCCGAACCAGCCCCUCACAGAGACCGAUGAAGCAUCGAAGCAUCUGUCUGACCACCAGGCAGCGGGCAGUGAUCUGUCUGGUCAAGAAAAUGCUGCAGACACAGACCCGAAAGGAGCCCAUCAUUUCCCGAUGUCCGGGUACCUCUACAAAGUCUCCAGUUUGAGCAGCGAUGAGAUCUGGCUUUAGUACCAUGGGUCAUUUGGUCACGGCCUGAAGGACAAAGGCCUGCCAUGAAUGUGGGGACGCGCACAGCCCCAACAUCCAGCGAUACAGAACUCAGAGCAGGAUUACAACGUGCAACAUUAAACUCCAAUCUCCAAACCUCCUGGUGGUGCCUUGGAAUGACUGGACAGUCGGUCGGUGUAAGCACACAAAGAAUUCCGGGGCACAGUUCAUCCGAUCUAGUUAUUCACUGAAGCAACAGCAGGCACUUUGGGUGAGGUUGCUCCCCUGUCCAUUUUGAGCAGAAAUUUAGAUUUACAGAAUUAAACCCUGUUGACGGGCCUUCAUCUUGUGACAGUUUGAAUGUACUUCCCAAUUAAUCUGUCCUGCCCCAAUUUUGUUCCCAAACCUGAGAUCCACUUUCUGUAUCUUUCUCUUUGCUUUUCCUUUUGUACCAGUUUGACUUGAUGUGGUGUUGCAGUAAUCCCUCGUUGUAGGGGACCAUC
Messenger RNA from Amblyraja radiata (thorny skate), 1777 nucleotides. It is a transcript of the gene tmem25, whose product is annotated as transmembrane protein 25. Gene Ontology annotation, biological process: negative regulation of excitatory postsynaptic potential. The transcript is spliced from 9 exons. Lineage: Eukaryota; Metazoa; Chordata; Chondrichthyes; Rajiformes; Rajidae. The record is from RefSeq and is a predicted model, not a curated record. Bases 51 to 1295 code for a protein of 414 amino acids.